AUGGUGAACCUGAUCGAGGCGCAGAAGCCGCUGCUGACGGGGAUGAUGAAGCUGGCCGGGCUGCGCCCCAUCGACGUCGAGCUGGAGCCGGGCACCACCAUGCACUUCUGGGCUCCCAAGCACCACGCUGCCAAGAAAGGCACCACCAUCACCCCCCUCGAGCCCAGCGCCGCCGCCGACGCCGCCACCAAGAAGAAGCCAUCCAGCAGCAGCCGACGUCGUCGUCCCGAGUCCAAGCCCAACGUGGUCCUGAUCCACGGCUUCGCCGCCGAGGGCAACGUCACCUUCCAGUUCAACUUCGGCGUGCUGGUGUCGCGCUACAACGUGUACAUCCCGGACCUGCUCUUCUUCGGCAAGUCGUCCACCACGGACAGCGCCGACCGUUCCCCGGAGUUCCAGGCGCGGUGCGUGGCGGCGGCGCUGGACAGGCUCGGCGUGGCGCGGUGCGACGUGGUCGGGUUCAGCUACGGGGGCAUGGUGGCGUUCAAGAUGGCCGAGACGCGGCCGGACCUGGUGCGGUCGCUCGCCGUGUCCGGGUGCGUGGUGGCCAUGACGGACGCCGUGAACAAGGAGACCAUGGCGCGGCUCGGGUCCGGGUCCUCCGCCGAGCUGCUCAUGCCGGAGACGCUCCAGGGGCUCAAGGCGCUCUUCAAAGUCUCCAUGUACAGGAAGAUGUGGUUCCCGGACAGGCUCUACAAGGACUACCUCAAGGCGAUGUUCACCAAUAGGAAGGAGAGGCAGGAGCUGCUACAGGGGUUGCUAGACAGCAACAUGGAUGCCAAGAUCCCUAUAUUCAAACAGAAGAUAAUACUGAUCUGGGGCGAGGAGGACAAGCUUUUCGACAUAGAGCUCGCCAAGAACAUGAAAGAGCAGCUGGGCGAGAACUGCCAACUCCAUGGCAUCCCGAAGGCCGGCCACCUGCUGCACCUCGAGCGGCCGUGCGCCUACAAUCGCCAGCUUGGGAGGUUCCUCGCCCACGUCAACUCCCAGGAAGAAGCCAAUUGA
Lolium rigidum is the source of this 1005-nucleotide messenger RNA. RefSeq names its product putative aminoacrylate hydrolase RutD. NCBI's taxonomy places the organism in Eukaryota, Viridiplantae, Streptophyta, Magnoliopsida, Poales, Poaceae. The record is from RefSeq and is a predicted model, not a curated record. The transcript has 4 exons. Gene Ontology annotation, molecular function: catalytic activity. Bases 1 to 1005 code for a protein of 334 amino acids.